AUGACGUCAUCGCCAGUCAGAUUUCUCGCCCCAAGGCCCAGAACUUGCUGCAAACACGUGUGGAGGUUACUGCCCCUGCGUCGCCGACAGUUUCGCCGUUCGUUGUCUUUCUUUGUUCUGAUCGUCAUCGUGGCGUUUGUCUUGAAGCUGCACGAGCUGGUCAGCACGCUGGCUGUCGUGCCGGGUACCAGCGAGGAGCUGAGUCCCGGGUGGUUGGCCCGGGGGUACGACGUCCCGGACACGACGGAAAACGAGGAGCAGGUUCAAGCGCGGCGUAGGUUCGCUGCGUUGGGGGUCAAGUUAAUCAAACUCCCCGAACAACCAAAGGUUUACAAAUUCCAAAUCUCGCGAGAUAACAACCUCACGACGUUUAUGUUAAAGAAAAAUGUAAACAUUACCACAUCCGGUGAUGCUUUCACUAUCGUACAAUCCACAUCCGACCCGCCCCCACCGCCAUUUUUAACCGUACUAGUCAUCUCCCGGCCUUGCAACGUGCUGUUAAGACAAGCCAUACGUAAAACCUGGGGCCUGUCCGCGGCAGAUUUAGCCGUGUCCGUUCUCUUCGUGGUCGGCUACGACGAAUCUUGGAGCAGUGUCAUCCACCGCGAGACCAAACUCCACCAGGACCUCAUCGCCCUGGACGAGGAAGACACGUACGAAUCCCUGCCCAACAAAGUCCUGUCCGGCAUCUCGCACGUCCUUCACCAGCGCCCCACCCCCCAGUACGUCAUGAAGGUAGACGACGACACCGUGGUGAACUUGGCGUACCUGGUCCAAGAACUCCACUCAGGAAUCAUCAACUCCUCCCAGAUCUUGGGCGCCAUUUAUAUCAACUCCCUGGUUAUCCGGGACCCCCACGACAAAUGGGCGGUCAGCGUUUUGGAUUAUCCGUACCCUACCUACCCGACGUACGCGUUCGGGGGUGGGUAUGUCUUACCGUUACCCGCAGCGGUGAAGAUUAUGCAGACUCGCGCGAAGACGUUCGACUGGAUUCAUCUAGAAGAUGUUUACAUCACAGGGAUACUGGCCAGGCGAGCUCAGCUCUCGCAUGUGCAUCACGAGGGGUUCGCGUACUGGACGAGUGUUAAGGCGAGCGCGUGUGAGUUUGUUUUGAUGAGGCGGGUGACGAGCGUGAACCACACGGAGAUGGAGGUGUAUCUGUUGUACCAGCACACGCAGGACCUGAUCAAGGGGAGGGACUUUUCCAACUGUUCUCUGGUCACCGUGAGACGGUGA
Messenger RNA from Physella acuta, 1236 nucleotides. RefSeq names its product beta-1,3-galactosyltransferase 5-like. Gene Ontology annotation, cellular component: Golgi membrane. The record is from RefSeq and is a predicted model, not a curated record. Lineage: Eukaryota; Metazoa; Mollusca; Gastropoda; Physidae. Gene Ontology annotation, molecular function: hexosyltransferase activity. Gene Ontology annotation, biological process: protein O-linked glycosylation.